AAAUCGUCAUUACUCAUUUCAAUUUUGCGGUUAUCAAAUCGCCAUAACCGAAACUGCAACGGAAAAUCAUGGCGGCAGCCGGAGAAGGAGACCGUCUGAGUGAUCUGCCGGAGCCGAUUCAACUUCACAUCCUUUCUAUGCUACCAAACUGUAAACAAGUUGUUCAAACCAGCGUAUUAUCAUCGCAAUGGCGAUCUCACUGGAAAUCCGUUCCAGCAUCACUCAAUUUCGACUCCACAGAUGAUGAAGAUCUUCCUGGUUUCGUAUGUACUGUUAACAGAGAGAUUCAUUAUUGGAGGUCUUGCUACAAAAUUAAAUCAUUUAGUGUUUGUCCUCCUACAUACGAUGGGUCGAUUUUGGAUUCUGAUGUUUAUUUCUGGUUGUACUUUGCUACUUAUAUUGCUAAGAUUGAAGAUUUCGCGUUGAGAUUUUGUGUUAGGGGCUUUCCAGAGGCUGUGUAUGAUUUUCCUGAAUUCGCGUAUACGAAUACGGUUUUGAGGAAUUUGGUGUUACAGAAUUGCGAGUUGAAACCUUUUGGUAAUGUGAAGUGGAGUAAUUUGGUUUCUCUAUCAAUUGGGGAUGCUGAAAUUAAAGAGGAUGUAAUGGAGAAAAUAUUAUCAGGUUGCCCUAAUUUGGAGUGCUUGGAAUUAGAUAAAGUUCUUGGUAUUCGUCAUCUGAAAAUCAGCUCUGUGAAGCUGAGGAAAUUGAUUGUAACGAUAUAUGAAAGACUUAAAUAUGAUAAUGAACAUUAUGAUGAAUUCUAUUCCAUCGAAAUUGAUGCCCCAUAUAUUCGACAUUUGGAACUUUGGGGAUCAUGUUGCAAUGAGAUGCACUUUCAGCUGAGAAAUGUGACUUCACUUGUCACUGCAGUCCUUUCUUUAACUGUUGAUUUUUCUGGCGUUGAAGAUAGCUCGGAGAAGGAGUGUAGAUAUUUGCAGGAACUUCUUCGCCACGUUGCCCAUGUCAAGAAUCUUGAACUCGGUCCCUGGUGCAUCAAGUGUCUGUCCAUACUGGAGUUGAAAGGUUGGCCUGUUCCACCAUCAAGCUGGAAAUACUUAAAACUUAACGCGGCCUUAGAACAGUUGGACUCUCUUGGAAUUAGCAGCUUUCUAUUGAGUUCAUCAGGUCUUGAGACAUGGGUCAUUGACUGUUGCGAUGGAAAAUCAAGAAAAUUGCUGUCGAAGUACACAAAUCAGGAUGAACGACAGAGGAGAUUUGAAAUAUAUAGUUGUAAAUGUUCAUUGCCACAUCUAAAGACCAUCAAGUUCAUCAACUUUUAUGGAGAACAAAGUGAAUAUAUGUUUGUAAUACCAUUGCUCAAAUGUUUGCGGAAGAAUUCUACAGCAAUAAAGAACUUUGACAUUGCUUGCAAAUUCAGAGGGAACUGAUGUGUCUCAAGUUUUCCAAGAUCCUCUCUGCACGCUUCAGUUGUCUUUCCUCGUUUGAUAAGAUUUACAGCACUCUCUUAAUGUAGUGAUCAUGACAUACAUACAUUCUCAUACUUUCGGUUUGAAACUGGUUUGUAGUUGAUAGAUGAGGUUUGGAUUCUACUCAUCAAUAUCCAAGUAGUCUUUUGUAGCUGUUCAUGUCUAAAGCACAAUGUAUUUUUUCUCUGAUAUGUAUAUGUUACAUUCAGCUAUAAGGAGUUGAUUUAGGCUG
Molecule: messenger RNA, 1659 nt
Organism: Solanum pennellii
Lineage: Eukaryota; Viridiplantae; Streptophyta; Magnoliopsida; Solanales; Solanaceae
Product: F-box/LRR-repeat protein 25-like
Exons: 3
Coding region: 69-1388 (439 amino acids)
Molecular function (GO): protein binding
Source: RefSeq, a predicted model, not a curated record